AACUGUACUGCGCUUAAGGUUCCGAAGAGUAAAGUAGCCUCCAUACUUUCCAAAUGGAAAUUGUUUGGGACAACAUGGGUGGGAACAACGAGGACACAAAACAACAAGGAACAAUAAAGCUGUAUAAAGCUUAUAGAAUUAAUAUUCGAUACACUAAACAUAAUUUUCCCUCAUUUUUGUAUGCAUUUUAGAAUCUAAGAUGGGUUGGUGGCAAAGCGAACACAACUAAAGGAAAGUUAAAGGUCCACUGUCAUGAAAAGCAUUAUUUUUUAAUAUGUUACUAAUAACAAAAGGCAGCCGACAUGGACCCAUGUGCUUUUUUUCCACCAUAACACAUGAUUUUAAUGUGUAUGGCUUUUGUAACUCCCGCCAUGAAAAUCCUCUCGAGGGAUUUGUUUUCGAGAAGAAGCAGGAAGUGACGUACACGGCAGGACCGCCCUCAAGUGGACUCGUUUGUUUCCAUUAAUUUUACCUCUGGGAUGGUAUUCUCGUUGUUCCUUCGUGUUAGCCAAAAUGCCGGCUCCUCGCAUUGCUGGACAUUGCUUGAACACUCGGGAGGAUGGAUUUACCCUUCGUAAGUUUGCAAGAGACCCGGUUCAUCGUGAAAAAUGGAUUGCACGGGUGCAGAGGACCAGACCUUUGUGGGUUCCAAAUGACAGAGCAGAAAGUGUUGUGAUCUUCGUGGGAAAAUGUUCGCUAGAAGGGCAGCAGAGUACGAGGAGGAACUUUGGAGACCAAAAAAGGAGGAGGAGCCACAAAUUCAACUACCGGACGCUGUGUUCAAUCUGCAACCCCGAACUCUGCUAGACCAACCAGACAGUGAAGAUCUUGAUCCUGAAAACCAGGAGCCAAAGUCUUCUCACAUUAAAGAGGAAGUGGAGUCGCAGUCCUCUUACAUAAAAAAAGAAGAUAAAGAAGAGUGGCUCCACAUCAAGGAGGAAGAGGAAGACCCCUCUUACAUCAAACAGGAAAACGAGGAGGGGGUUAUCACCAAUUUUCCAUCAACUGGUGUCGCAUUGAAGAGUGAUGAAGGUCAAAGUGAGGAGAGCAGAGGGGCGGAGCCUCCAACCGGCAGCUCAAGUCAAAACAUGACAGAAGGGGAUGGAGACCACGAUGAAGGAUCACACCCAGAUGGACUCUUGGCGCCACUGUCGGAUAGCGAUGGCACGUCACACUCGACUGACGAUGAUGAUGAACAGUGUGAAGGUGGCAAACGAUGGAAGUGUUCUCAGUGUGGGAAAACCUUUGCUUCUCAUCGGAAUUUGAAACGACACACGACAAUACACACCGGAGAGAAGCCUUUUGCCUGCUCCGAUUGCGGUCAACGAUUCUCUGAGAAGGGCAACUUAAAAACACACAAGCGGAAACACACUGGGGAGAAACCUUUUCCCUGCACAGAUUGCGGCGAAAGAUUCAUUUACAAGGAAAGCUUUAAAAUACACAAAAUAACCCACACUGGUGAGAAACCUUUUGCCUGUUCAGAUUGCGGCCGAAGUUUCUCUCGGAAGGGAGACUUGAAAAAGCACAUGCAAAUCCAUACUGGUGAGAAACCUUUUGCCUGCUCAAUUUGUGGCCAAAGCUUUGCAAUAAAGAGUAACUUAAAAUGUCACACAAGAAUCCACACUGGUGAGAAACCUUUUUCUUGCUCAGUUUGUGGUCAAAGAUUCUCUGUAAAGAGGACUUUAAAAUGUCACACAAGAACACACACUGGUGAGAAACCGUUUGCUUGCUCUGUUUGUGGUCAGAGAUUCUCCCAAAAGGGAAACCUGAAAAUUCACACAAGAACCCACACUGGUGAGAAACCUUUUACCUGCUUAAUUUGUGGUCAAAGAUUCUCCCAAAAUGGAAUCUUAAAAAUACACACAAUAACCCACACGGGUGAGAAACGUUUUACCUGCCCAGAUUGUGGCAAAACAUUCUCUCGGAAGGGCGACUUAAAAAUACACACGAGAAAUCAUACUGGUGAGAAACCAUUUUCCUGCUCAGUUUGCGGUAGACAAUUUUCCCUUAAAGGAAGCUUAAAAUCACACAUAAAAUCACACACCGGAGAGAAACAUUUUGCUUGCUCAAUUUGCGAUCAAAGAUUCACCAGAAAAGGAAAUCUAAAAACACACUCCAGAAUCCACACAGGUGAUAAACCUUAUACCUGCUCAGUUUGUGGUCGGAGAUUCUCCCGUCAAGAUCGGGCCAAGACACACAAGUGUACUGGUGAGAAUCAUGCUGAUCAAGAAGAUUUAAAUGUAAAUGGUUUAUGUAUGUAAAGGUUUAUUUAAUCAGCUUUUAUUCUCAAAAGAGUUUCUGAAAAACUACAAAAGAUGAACCCAAGGGUGACACCAUAGUCUGACGUGAUGGUUUCUUAAACCUGUGGCGAGCUUUACAACACAAAGGCAUAGUUCAGCAAAAAAAAAAUAUAUCUUUUUUUCAACAAGCAAAUACCAAGCUUUGGAGAAAUUUGACCCAAAAGUCAAACAUACAUAGAAGUUACAAUAUUUAUACAACAGCUUUUCUUUAUAACUACAUUAUAUACAAACCUAAUUCUGAUGAAGUUGGAACAAAAAAAACAGCUCCGGCAGCGACACAGUAGCAACACGAUAGCACAGCACCAACUGAGCCGGUUAAAAAAAAAAAAGAUAGCUAAAUCACUGAGACGCGACAGUAACACAGCAGAACCACGCAAUGCUAGCGCAGCGCGGACGCUAGCACGGCGCUAACAGGGCCGGUUAAAAAUAAAACAUACCGGUAAAAAUCACUGAGAUGCGGCGGCAGUAACACCGCAGCAACACCCUAGCACAACUCUCACAGGGCCGGUUAAAAAACAAAAAAACAUACCGGUAAAAGCCACUUCCUCGGCACAAGUAUUCCACCGGUCUCACUCUUACCUUUUCUGCCCGAGUGCCCCCUUGCGGCCGUUAGUAAAAAAUGCACAAAUUAGCCAUAUCACCGCAUAAACCGCAGGGUUGAAAGAAUGUGGAAAAAAAGUUGUGGCUUAUCGGCAGGAAAUUACGGUAAUUGGAGCCUUAAAUAUUAUUAUUGUACUUGAAUUUAUAUAUUUUUUUCUGUAGCUAUUUUUCAAAUAUCUUCUGAAGUUACUAAUAACCAAAGAAUGGGUGGCCCUUAAAAGAUUAUAUAAUAUAUAUUUGUUUUCAUUUCAACCCCUGAAAAGGUUCAGGGGCAUCACACCUUUGUACAUUUUCAUUUUUUCAAAAGUUGAAUAUUCCAUGACAUAUCUAUGGUGUUAGUCAUAUAUUCAAUCUAGUUGCAUCUCAUUGGUCGAGCCACAUUUAGCAACGCCCCUUUUUGUAAUUGUCCCUGUGCAAUUAUUAAUAAUUCAUAUAUCUCACCCUAUCUCUUUGUCACACCAAAUUAUUUGAAAUACUUUGAAUAUAGUCGUGUUCCUCAAGUGAAUUUUGAUAUUGUAUAUGAUAGAUUUAUGCAUUUCCCAUUUUUUUUCUGUGUAAAUCUUUUAUACCGAUUGACCAAAAUUGAUAUCUUUGUAUUCUAACAUUUAUUUUCACAUUGUAUUUGUAUUUUUAAAGGCUUCCUGUGGACUUGUCUGUUGAAAAUUUGCCCUAGUGUCAUGAAACAAAAUCAAUAUGUGCAUUUUGUCCAAUGUGUCACUGAUGCCAAUAUCAAAUAAUUGAUUGAUUAAUCAAUCAAUUGUAAGGAAACUUUGGCUUUUGGUGGGAAACUGUAAAGUGUACAGUGUAUGUGAACUUUAAUAAAAGACACCACUCCACUCAAAGUACCUCAAUUGUCUUUAUCAAAGGUGUUGAGGGUCCAGGAGAUGUCCUCGGAAGGGGAAAAUCCCAAAUUCACUUCAACUGUUUUUUUUCCCCACCACAAAAGAUGAUUUUGACAUACGGCUUUUUGUAACUCCCGCCAUG
Molecule: messenger RNA, 3884 nt
Organism: Syngnathoides biaculeatus (alligator pipefish)
Lineage: Eukaryota; Metazoa; Chordata; Actinopteri; Syngnathiformes; Syngnathidae
Product: gastrula zinc finger protein XlCGF57.1-like
Exons: 3
Coding region: 690-2261 (523 amino acids)
Biological process (GO): regulation of DNA-templated transcription
Molecular function (GO): RNA polymerase II cis-regulatory region sequence-specific DNA binding; DNA-binding transcription factor activity, RNA polymerase II-specific
Source: RefSeq, a predicted model, not a curated record